AAUCAGCUCCUCUAGACCGCACCCCGCUAGAGUUUCGUCCUCGUUCAUGGCCGUCACAAGCCCCUCCAUCUCACCUCACGUGAUUGGUUCCACCAUCACCGAGCUUUCCAGAACCUUCCGAACCGGAGCUCCAUUUAUGGUUCGAAUCUCCGCCAAGAGCAACGGCGUCUCCACCUGUAAUGACCGCAACGACCUCGCUCUCGCCGAGGGUCCUUCUUGCAUAUUCGUCGGACCCAUUGAAACCGCCAGUAAAGAAACCCUAGAAGCUCUCUAUUGUCAGGCACGGGAUGCGUAUUACAGUGGUGAGCCUUUGAUAGUUGAUGACAUGUUUGAUAGAGUAGAGUUGAAGCUACGGUGGUUUGGUUCGAAAUCUGUUGUCAAGUAUCCUCGUUGCAGCCUUAGGCGACAUUAUACGUAUGCAGAUGCUGAGGAAGAUCCUUCACAGGUUUUCGCAUUGGCAAGCAUUUGGAUCCUGUUUCUUGCUUUUGGUGGUUCAGCCUGCCUUGUGCCUAUAAUCUACACUGUUGGCCAGGCUUAUCAAGAUGCAUUCAAUUCAGGACUUUCCUACAGCAGCCAAGCAUCUGCACUACAGCUCCUUGCCACAGCAAAUGGCAUUCUCUUCAUGGUAUUGGGAUCCGUGAUUGGUUAUCCAGUUGCUUCAGCUUCUGUUGGAGUUCUUCAAGGCUUGUGGAGGAAUGACUUGGUGGCGCUAAAAGGGGCAUGCCCAAAUUGCGGGGAGGAGGUAUUUGCAUUUGUGAAAUCGAGUCAACCUAAUAGCUCCCCUCAUAGUGCAGACUGUCAUGUAUGUGAAAGCUCUUUAGAAUUCAGCACCAAGGUUGAGCAAUCAACACUAGGCAGACGUUGGGUUUAUGGCCGUAUUUACCUUGUUCCAAGAAGCAGGCGGGGCCAACGCCGAAGACGGAUGUAAGAUAUACAUGUGAAGCUCCAUGUAGAUUAGCAUGAUUCUUUCCUAUUUCUUCCUUUUUGUCAAAAUUAAAUAUAACAUUACUUGUAACAAGUCUACAGACAGCGGCUAUUCUUGUAUUGUUAAUUGUGGAAACCAACCGACUUGAGAAGGCAUGUCUUCUUGUGUUUUUAAGGCGGUCUGAAAAUUAACCAAGGACCUCCUGCGGUUAGACCUUAUUAUGUUAGAACAUUUUCUUUAUUUUCAAAUAUUACAUGGAUCAUUUUUGUCAUGA
Messenger RNA from Vitis riparia (riverbank grape), 1199 nucleotides. RefSeq names its product PGR5-like protein 1B, chloroplastic. NCBI's taxonomy places the organism in Eukaryota, Viridiplantae, Streptophyta, Magnoliopsida, Vitales, Vitaceae. Gene Ontology annotation, molecular function: oxidoreductase activity, acting on iron-sulfur proteins as donors. Bases 47 to 928 code for a protein of 293 amino acids. The transcript has 7 exons. The record is from RefSeq and is a predicted model, not a curated record. Gene Ontology annotation, biological process: photosynthetic electron transport in photosystem I. Gene Ontology annotation, cellular component: chloroplast thylakoid membrane.